GUGAAAAAUCGUUCCGUUAAAAUCUGCUGGCUCUUUGUUUGGAUCGUCGGCAGUUAAUUAAUUAUUUAAUUAAUUAACUAAUUAAUUGCUUGAUCGACUAACUUAAUUUAUCGUUUUAGUCGAAAAAGUAGCGUUUUGUUGUGUCGUGAAGUUCGAGUUCCGACUUUUGAUCUGUUAAUUCCUCUCUUUGAGGUUUCUUCUAGUGGGUUGACUAGAUUUUCGGUGGAGAAUUAACUGUCGAUUCAACAAAAUGUUAGGCAAGCGUGACCAACCCCCUGCGAAAGUCUGUCCUCCGAGUGAAGAAGUCGUGUCGCCGGACGCGCCCACUUUCAAGGCUCGACCUGUACCUCGAUACAUCCGCCCCGUGAACAACACGCGGUAUUGGUCAACAAAAGAUUGGGAGGAGUCUGGCGCUGGCGCCGCGUUUCCGUCGCCGGCACCUCCUCCGCCACCUGAACCGAGUUCACCUCGUGACACCAGUCAGGACGAUUGGGGGUGGUUGGACCCAGUGGAGAUCCCACCAUACGUCUACUCCCCCCAAUGGCACCGCGACCUUCCCCACCUCCUCACCAACCCUCCGAAAAAUCCCAUCGAUCCCGUCACCAUGUGGAAAAUUGACUUAUCAUCCCCCUCCGACGACGAAGAGGAGUAUUACCUCCGUGGUGGCGACGUUUCCGGCGUGCCUGCCACCAAACCACCGUCCGCCCUGCUCACCUCGCGACGCCCGAACUAUCCGAAUCUCAAACCCAUUAAGAAAUUCGUCGGCGAGUUGCCAAAUCCGCUCAUGGAUCGAAACAUCUGGGCACCCGACCGGCACGCGAAAAACAACACGGAGGCUUUCAAAAGGAAGGAGAUGAUUGAACGUAUCCUCGCAAAUGGGGAAGAUUUGAAGCCUGACGAUGGUGUCGGCAUUCCGUACGAUUAUUCAAAAUAUCCGGAAAGGUGGGAUCGCCGUAGAGGGCUAGAUUUGACCUCGUUUAUUCCCCCGUUACCGUCAGAUGAUGAGGUCAGAGAGGCAAGGCGGAAGAAAGCUGAAGAGGAGAGGAGGCUCAAGAUCGGACGGGGUGAGGAGGUCGAUAAGGAAGAUGAUGAAGAGGAAGAGGAGGAGGAAGAUGAAGAUGGAGAAGAGGGCGACGUCGACGGAGAGGGCGAAACGGAUAACGCCGAUGUUGGCGAAGGAGUCGUCGAAACGGAUAACGCCGAUGUUGGCGAAGGAGUCGUCGAAACGGAUAACGUCGAUGUCGGCGAUGACGACGUGGUCGAAACGGAGAACAUCGAUAAGCAAGAUGACAACGCCGAAGAAAAAGUGGUGGUGGAAAGUAACGAUGAUGCCAAGCUCAACUCGGAUGAUGAUCCAAAAGAAGAUAUCGAGCCGCCGCCCUGCAAUGCUGACCUUGACCUCAAACUGGAUUCAGCUCGUUACGAGAAAGAAAACCAAGUUAAACCGGGAUUUGAAGAAGAACCGUGUCCAAAAUUAUCGCCGGAUGUCCCAUUUCCAGCGAAAUUGCUCGGAUUUAUUGAUAGAGGCUAUUGUCUCGUCGAGUUCAGAGAUCAAGCAACAAUUGCUCAAUACAAGCUUCUCCAAGAAAGCAUUUUCUCACUCUUUGGCUCCAACGAGGGCGAAGACAGUUUAAAUUGUGUCGACUUUUCGAUCCCUCGCGAUUCGAUAAGCGAGAACAUGUUGGUUUGCGCCAAGUGGCCGAGGGCAGACGGAGCCAUCGUGCGGGCACGAAUUAUCAAGAUCAAAGACGACAAAGGAGUCGCGCUUUGCAAGGACAUGGAUUCCUGGGAGUAUGACGACGUCCCUUUCGACCAACUCUUUCACAUUCCACCCAUGUUCAUGGAUGCUCCGUUUUUGAUGCAUCGCUGUCGCCUCAAAGGGAUCGAAUUUUUCUGCUACGGGAACAUAUUGAAGGAACUCGCCCCACUUUUGCCUUCUCUGCAUAGCAAAGUCACAAUCACGUCGUACCACACGGCGGCCGAUGGAAUUCCCGUCGUUGGAAUGGAUGUCAAGAUCCGAGAGUGUUUGAACCCGUUGCUCGCCAGCAAAGGAAGUACCAUCACACUCAGCAGACUCUUUUCCGACGCGAUUGCUGGAUUUACCCGAUUGCCGAAUAAAUUUGUAAAGGGCUCUGUUAUCAAAUGGUGUCACGUUUCUCACGUUGGUGCGACCGGUGGUCAUGCCGCGAUCUCAUUGCAGUCAGCGUUGGCCCAACGAUUGACAAAUAUUGGGCCAAAUCCGCCCCGAAUAAAGACCUCGAAGGAGUUCAAUUCAACCCUUAAGGAGGGAAGCCUUAUCAGGCGAAUGUCGGAUUUUGAACAUGCCUACUUCAACUUAUGCCAGAACAUCUUCCUCGCCCACUACUACGACGAUAAAGCCUUCUACAGGGUUAAGGUUGACGAAAGGAACUACAAGAUGGGAAGUAAAAUGAUCCGUGUCCUCUACAUCGAUUUUGGGAAUACGGAAACUAUUCCGGUCGCAGACCUCAUUCCGUGUGAACUCGUGAGCCCUUUGCUUGGUCGGAUUCCCGCUCAGAGUUUUCCCUGCCGACUAAAUGGAAUCAUUGGUAUUCGCGACGUGGACGUGUUCUUUGAGCAUCUCACCAUCUACAGGACGCAACAGGCCGUGGUCUCCGGCUUCCAAGAUCCUGGAGCCACCGCGGUCGUCGAUAUCUACACCUUGGUGAAAACUGAGGCCGCCGCUCCCACGGGAAAGAAUGGCGUGCCCAUUGAAACUCGCGAGGAUUGGAUCUAUGCUAAUAAAUAUUUGGUCGACAAAGGUAUCGCAACCGCCCGACCCGAAGGGAUCGUUCAACACGUGACCUCAUCUGGAUCCCCCUGCCUGAAAAGCGUCCUCCUCAUGAAAGACAUCCCGCUGGACGAGAAUACGACCAAGUACCAUUCAAAGUGUCUCGUGGUGGGACAACGCAUGCGAUUUUAUUCCACGUGCCGAAUCGAAGUUGAAGACGGGCAGAGAUACGCGUACGUCUCGAUUAAGAAGAUGGCACCAAGGAAGAAAAUCAUGCCCGAUAUUCCCAACACGAUUAGCGAAGAGGACGCCGAAGUCACGGAUGACGAUAGUGGCGGUGAAUUCGAUCCGGCCAAGUAUAAUGAAGAAGAGUGAAGUGAAGUGAUGUUUCGAGGUCCAAUUUACGAGUUACGCAGUCCUUGGUAACUUUGUAAAAUUCGUAAAGUUUGUGGAAUAAUUUUACAAACUUUUACGAAAUAAAAAGACGCCCAUGAUUUGAGCAAGGUUACAAAUCUAAUAGAUAAGCUAAUUUUCUUCAGAAAUAUUUGUAAAAGUUUACAGAAUUUACGGAUUUUACAGUGUUACCAAGGCCUGCGUGAAUUGUCUCAAUUGUUUGUUUUUUUUACAAAUUUUCGAAAUUAUUUGAGCUAAAUAAUUACCAAUUUUGUGUACAAAAUGCUGUCUUUAUAAUUUUCAGGUCCAAAAUUCUGGUUCAGUUUUUUUAAAUUAUGUUUCUUUUUGAGUUAUGCAAAAUUAAAGGUUUUAAAAUGUGGGAUUAAUUUGAGGUGAUGGGUUAGUUAGAGGUCAAAGCUGUUACUUUACGGUGUAGGGUCGAAGGUUAUGGUUUGCAUUUAGUAUUUAAUUUGCCUUUUGUUUGUUACGUUAUCCAAUUUUGUUUCUGUUUUUUUAUACUUAAGAUUGUUUAUUCUGAUAUUUUUUAAUUUGAAAAAUAUGUAUUUCAAAUAAUUUACUAUUUGUGUUCCGGUGCUGGUUUAACUUCCGGUUUUUCACAGUGUUCACUGAUUUAUUUAUUGAAGAGGAUUUAUAGUAUAAUUUCACUUUGUUAUUAACAAUUCUUGUUAAAUUUUAUACCUAUGUAAAAUACAUAAAAUAUUGUAUUGACAAAGAUUUGGUAAAACUUAUAUUAUACGAAAUUUAGCAAAAAGCAAAAA
This is a messenger RNA of Folsomia candida, 3921 nucleotides long. RefSeq lists its product as uncharacterized. The record is from RefSeq and is a predicted model, not a curated record. Lineage: Eukaryota; Metazoa; Arthropoda; Collembola; Entomobryomorpha; Isotomidae. Bases 251 to 3124 code for a protein of 957 amino acids. The transcript has 11 exons.